GACAACACUCAGAGUCAACAGGCUGCACGCAAGAUCACCGCGCACUGACACAACCUUUUUUCUUCUGCGCAUCUUUUAUCUGGCGUCUUUUUUGGCACUGUAGGCAGAAAUUUGUGAAGCAGUUUGGGAUGUGACUUCAAUAGCAUACUUUCUUGACCCCAGGUGGAGCUCCGCGUUUCCCGGACGUUUGUUGACCGCUUUUUCGGCACCCAGCAAAGUUGCCACGGCGGUGAGCUGACACGUUUUUUACAUGACAUUGUAACACUCGGCUCCAUCAUCUCUCAACCAUGGCGGAAGCGGCCCAGCAGCCACACCUGGUGGAGAUAGACCCGGAUUUCGAGCCCCUACCCAGACCCCGAUCGUGCACUUGGCCCUUGCCCCGGCCGGAGUUCAUCAACCCUGGCGACUCCAACACCUCCUCGCCGGUGCCUUCUGUCAAGCAGGAGCCCGCCGGCAACGUCGAGUUCAUUAACAACCUCAGCCUCCUGGAGGAGAGCGAGGACUUCUCUGAGCAGAAGCCGGUGCUUCUGUGCACCGACUUCCAAUGUCAGGAGACGUGCCUCCACCGGCAUCCCGCCACCCAUCAUCAGCAUCACCCCAACCCUCAGCUCCAGCAGCAGCAUCCCCAGCAGCAGCAGCAGCAGCAGCAGGUGCCCCUGCUCUCCUCCCCGGUCACCUCGUCGUCCUCGGCCGCCGCGGCAGCAGCAGCAGCCGCUGCCCAGAGGAAGAGCAGCUCCUCUCGGCGGAACGCGUGGGGGAAUAUGUCGUAUGCAGACCUCAUCACCAAAGCUAUCGAGAGUUCUCCCGAGAACCGACUAACUCUGUCUCAGAUCUAUGACUGGAUGGUGAAGAGUGUGCCUUAUUUCAAGGAUAAAGGGGACAGCAACAGUUCUGCAGGAUGGAAGAACUCCAUCAGACACAACCUGUCGCUGCACAGCCGCUUUGUCCGCGUCCAGAAUGAGGGCACGGGGAAGAGCUCCUGGUGGAUGCUGAACCCCGAGGGCGGGAAGAGCGGCAAGUCCCCCAGACGCCGGGCGGCCUCCAUGGACAACAACAGCAAAUUCACCAAGAGCAGAGGACGGGCCGCAAAAAAAAAGCUGUCCCUGCAAGGCGGCCCGGACGGUGGCGCAGACAGCCCGGGCUCCUACAACAAGUGGCCCGGCAGCCCCAACUCCCACAGCAAUGAUGAUUUUGACGCCUGGAACAGCUUCAGGCCUCGGACCAGCUCCAACGCCAGCACCGUCAGCGGGCGCCUGUCGCCCUUCAUGCCCGAGGACGACCUGGGCGAGGCGGACGUGCACAUGGGCUACCCGGGCGCCCCCGGCCCCAAGAUGACUGCCACGCUGCCCAGCCUCACAGAGAUGACCGGAUCCCUGGGACACAGCUCGGAAAACGUUAUGGAGAACCUUCUGGACAAUCUGAACUUGCUCUCGCCUAACAACUCUCAGGUCGGAGGCGGGGCGACAACCCCGGGCUCCUCCCAGUCCUCCCCCUCCCCCAUGAUGCAACCCAGCCCCGGCUACCCCUCAUACAGCUCCCCCAGCAUGGUGUCGCAGCCCCCACAGGAGUACCGCAAGUGUGUGUACGGUCAAGCGGGGAUGAACACCAUGCCGCCCAUGACCAUGCAGACCCUGCCGGAGAGCAAGACCACCUUCGGGCCUGCCAUAAGUCCAUACAGCUGCUCUGCCGGGCUUCUGAAGGAGCUUCUCACAUCAGACACAGACCAGCAUGGAGACCUCCUUCCGUCAGUCGACACGGUGGUAUCUCAGUCCAGCGGGGGCUGCAUGCUGCCGGCGUACAGCAGCGGCCAGCAUGCAGCCAAACUCAUGGCAGGGGGGAAUGGCCACCAUCACGGUCUGUCCCAUCCUCGCCCGCACAGUGUGCACAGCCAAGCCCCGCCCACUUCAGCAGCUAUGAACGGUCGCUUGCUCAUGUCUCUCAACCACAGCGGCAGCACGGCGCGCUUGCCUUCCACCAAAAACCCCAUGCAGAUGCCUUACGGCCUCUCAAGCCACCUCAGCGGCGGGGGCGCACCCGGCACCUUCUGCCCUAUCAACACCAACGGAUAUGGACGCCUGGGCCUGGCGCCGCCCUCCCACCUGGAGAAGCUGCCCAGCGACCUGGAUGACAUGUCCAUAGAGAAGUUUGAGUUUGACAUGGAGACUGUCCUCCACGAAACUCUCAUGGACGGGGACUCGCUGGAUUUCAACUUUGAGCCGAUGGUGACCCAGCAAGGGUUCCCCCACGGGGUGAAGACCACCACGCACAGCUGGGUGUCUGGCUAGGAGGACUGAAAAUGUAAAGAAAUGGAAUCAGUUGGACUGAUCUUUGGGUGGUAAGACACAAGCUUUCAAGACGAAACCAAGACCAAGUUUCUGUACCUUCGACAUUCCUGCUUAGAAACACUUUUCACGUCACUUUACGACAAAGUGCCAGCCUUUAAUCUAUUGGAAAUAUCAAUCCUUACUAACUUAAGUGCCAAACAAUUUGCCUUAACAAUGGAGCCAACGCACGGGUGGUGUUUGGACUCCAUCACAUCAUCCAUGAAGGUUGAACAAAGGCACCUGGAGCUUGUGGGUCCCUUGUGGCACCAAGACUGCAGGAGUUACAGAUGGUAUCUCCUAGUUUGACAUUGGUUCUCUGGGUCCCUUUUUUUGUUGAGACGGUUCUCAUCCUCAAUCUUCAUCCAGUCGCCUUCAGUUCAACCUUCAUAGAUGAAGACCAUGGGUGACUGACUUGCCAAACAUCAUCUCCAUCAUCAGCAUCAAGGAAAGCCGGACGCCGUACACUUGCAGUACCCGUGGCUCCUUGGCUAGCGUCUGAAUGUAAAUACCACGCCCUGGCACACGAUCGGGAUCAGGUUGUGUGAUUACGUUUACAGAGCAGAAGCGAGAAACCAAUCUGGCUCCAAGCAAAAACUGGAUGGUUUAUAAUUGUUAUUAUUAUAAUUAUUAUUUUUGUAGUUUUUGAGCCGCUUUCUCGCUGUCUUUCUCUUCUUCUGAUUGUGUGUACAUACAGUACCUUUAAGAGUGUAUAUUAACAUGAUAUAGUACAUGUUUACUAGAUUGUAGUAUAUAUUUGAGAGGUAAAUUAUUGUCUUUAAUAUAGAUUAUUAUUGUGGUGCGCCGCCUGCACUCGGAACCUUAAUACCACAGGGGCCUAUUUAAGUCGUUCUUGAAGGGUUUUUUAUUGUAUAAAUAUAUACAGUACGUAUACAGUAGAUCCCCAAAUAUUGGCAACCUCGCAAAAUCAGUGACUUUUUAAAAUCAAAAUUUUUUUUGGUGCCGUUUUGUGCUUAAAAUCUCGAUCAUUAGGUGGUGUUAUUGGUGGAAAACCACAUUGGAACAAUGGAACUGUACCACACAGACGGUUUGACUAAGACUACGCUUACACACUAAUAUGCACGCAAAAACUGUACUAUUUCAUACGCCUUUACAACCCACACGAAAUGUUGGCCACCAUGAAAAAAAAUCAUACUUUUGUCAGUCAUACAGGCUCUUUGUCUCGGUGGGUGGAGGCGGGGCCACCAGCAUACACACAGAGUGCAGAAGAGUGUAACGUAGUAGAAAUUAAAUUAGUAGAUUGCAUUGUCAUUUAUUUUUUUAUUUUUUUUCAGUGUACUUUUCUUAAAGGUAAAGUUAAAAUCGAUGAAACUGAGUGUCUGGUGACACCCCCGCCUACUAGCGUGUAAGCGUUUAUUUCCGUGUGGUGCAGUUACCAUGUGUGUUAUUUCUGGUUGCACCGUGAGUGAGAGCGGCGUUGGGUUUGAUGACCUCCUGCUGGUUUGUGUCAGAGCAUCAAGAUAGACAUUUUUAUGGCCGACUCAUUUAGUUUGUCCGCUCUGAGAGCUGUAAGCCCUGCGAAUAUCGGGAAUGGACUGCCGAUAUUCAUUCGAAUAUCUUUGGAAAGUGAAUUUAUUUCAAUAGUUCAAUUCAAAAUGUGAAACUUUUAUGUUCAUCAUUCAUUUUAAGACUAGAUUUCUUUCAUUUCUUAAUCGUUUUGAUGAUUAUAACUCAUAAUAUGUGGAAAAUUGUCAAAAAGUAGAAUAUUCCACUUCAUAAAAGGAUGAACUGCAAAAACUUCCUGAGCCUUUAAACUGGUCUCUCAGUCCCAACUGAACUCUUGAAAUCCAGAAAACGUUUGCAGGAUUUCUUGACGUGCGGCGGGAUUUCAUCUGGAAGAUUGUCUUGAACGGGAACUUUCCAGCCCAACCUUGCCUUCCCUUUGCUUUCAUGAAGAGCGGCUGACUGUCGAUUGUCGUCCAGCAGUUCUCUUCAGUGCGUAAACGAGGCGUUCAAGAGAAAAACAAAGUGCCGGUCUUUCAGGACAAACCAUAGUCGGACACGACUGAAGCCACGGUUCCACCAAGCGCUGCGGUGUGAAGCGCUGCAUCCAGCUCACAUGCAGCUCGUUUAUAGAGAUGAGUUACGACAACACCAAUCAAAAAGGGGCGGGCCUACCUUUUUACAAAACAGGAAGCCAAAGGGGCUUCUCUUUUCAGUGGUUUGCAUUUCUUUAUUAGGAGCCUCCUCCGUUCUCCAUCCUGCGUUUGCAUCUUAGCCCCUCCCAAGAUCAACUAGUCAAAUAUUAUGCGGCUUGAGAUUCGACUUUUAUUUAUUUAAGAAAUGCAUAUUCGCUCAAGGAUCAAGGCUCAAGGAGCUUUAUUAUUUGCAAAGUUUAUUUUUUCUCAAGCCUAUACUUUUUCACUUUAACGUCGCAGGAUGGGGGAAAAACAUGUUUUUCUUCAUUUUUUCGUAAGACUUUUUUUUUUCAUGCUGCUAUGUUAAAGCAAAAGAAAACUGAAGAAAUACUGUAUAGGCCCCAGAAAAUUUUAACUUUGCAAAUUCUUAAGCUCCUUGAUCCUUGGGCAAGUUAGUAUUUCUUAAAUAAUUACAAGUCGAAUCUCAAGCCGCAUAAUAUUUGACCAGUUGGUGGUGGGAGGGGCUAAGAUGCAAACGGAGGAGGUUCCUAAUAAGGAAAUGUGAUCCGCUGAUGAAGAAAAAAAAAUGUUUUUCUUAUUUUCUUAAGCUGCUGCACUUACCCUGAAGUCUUGUGACGCAGCAGCUUGAAAAAAAUAAGAAAAAUCCCUUUUUUUCAUCCUGCUAUGUUAAAGCAAAAAAAAAAAAAUCCAGAAAAAUAGGUCCCACAAAAUAUUUACUUUCAUUUAAAGUGACCAUUUCCUCUCAGCCAAUCAACAGAGUGCAAUGUGUAACUGGCGCCGCCCUUUAGGUGUGGUGUGGUAUUGCUGCAUCGGUAAUGCAAUUGUCCUUGCUGUCUUGGUGGUUCAUUUGUCUUGUUUAUGUCCAGUUUAGAGUUCCACUUUUAGUUUAGAGUUCCACUUUCUGCAGUUCUUUAUCACCUUGAAACAUUAUGAACCGUGUUAAAUGCCGAACCAAACCAAACCGUACCGCUUGGUGGAACAGUGCAAGCUCCUUCUCCGACAAAAAAAAGCAUCACCCAGUGUUGAGUACAUCCGAGUUCAUCUUAUCAAGCGUGUGCAUGUGCAUCAGUGACUUUUUUUCCCACGAAAAGCCAAGUUUUAGCAGCCAGUUGUUUUUAUUCGACCAAGAAGCACAUCUGUCACCUUUGACUCAGAGUUGCUUUUGGUUUUUUGAAUGAAAUGACAGCACGGGAUGAUUUCAAAUGUACUUUUCUUGACAUUUCAAAGCCUCGAAAGCUGCUCUUUUGGUUUUGGUGCCACACGUCGCCUUUCAAACAUUGUGUACCACCAAAUCUGUUCAGCAUUUGUACCGUGUGAUAUGUUCAGAAUUAUUAUUAUUAUUAUUAUGAAAUCUAUUUGUGCCGGUCACUCAAGUCAGCAUGAAUCCUUGUAGUCGCAGGGUUCACACAAAAAGGUUGUUAUUUUAAAAAGAGCUGUAAAUGAUAUCUCUAAAUCUAUGCAUUGUAUUUCUUCAUUUUAUGUGGCUUUCUUUACAGAGAUAUUUUAUUGUAACACAGCGCUGUGAGAUAUUCUGGUGUCGUUGUCAUCGUCUCCAUGUUCUACAUCGUCGUAUGGGGUGGGGGCGGGGGGGUGAAGUUUAUUUAGAAAGUAGAUGAUGCAGUGGUUUAUAUGCUAAGCUUUUGUAAACUGACAAUGUUGUAUUUCUUGUAUUUAGCUACUGUUUUCACGACAUCGCGCAAAAAAAAAGCGAAUUAUUAUUCUACUAUAUUACAUUUCUAUAUUCAGCCUUCACAAUGCAGAUACAUGGACCAAUGGUUUUGUAGAUUUAAGCAUUGAAAAAAAGAAAAAAAAUGCACUUUUACGUACAUUUUAUAGGUAAAAGUGCUUCAUGACAAGAAAGAGUUGCCACAUAUUUUCAAAUAAACAUCUGUUACAUUUAACUUAUAUACCGGAGACAAACUGAAACUGUGCCGUGUAAUUUGCAAUCAAUACAAACAUGUUACUUGUUCAAUAUAAAUGUAUUAAAUCCUGAAUAAAUGUACUUACGUGUUGAAGCCCU
Molecule: messenger RNA, 6461 nt
Organism: Dunckerocampus dactyliophorus (ringed pipefish)
Lineage: Eukaryota; Metazoa; Chordata; Actinopteri; Syngnathiformes; Syngnathidae
Gene: foxo1a
Product: forkhead box O1 a
Exons: 3
Coding region: 288-2285 (665 amino acids)
Biological process (GO): regulation of transcription by RNA polymerase II
Cellular component (GO): nucleus
Molecular function (GO): DNA-binding transcription factor activity, RNA polymerase II-specific; RNA polymerase II cis-regulatory region sequence-specific DNA binding
Source: RefSeq, a predicted model, not a curated record